AUCCUAAAAUUAUUGUUGCAAUUACGAAGUGGUGCUGGUCCAUCACCAUGUAUGAAAUCCGCUUGACAGCAGUUGCUAUAAAGCACAGUUUACACUACGACACUGUGAAAUACACGCUCGCAACCGUUACAUUUCCAAACAAAACACUAUUUAAUUGCUUUUGUUGAAGGUUUUCGCUGAUUUUGUUUAAAAUUAGUUAGGAAAACCUAUCCAAAAUGCUUUAAUCCCGAAGGCACGUGAGAAGUAGAUGGUCUAGUUUCAGCAAGCAAAAACUGUUGAUGAUUAUUUCAUAAUCACCACGUGGUACAUUGACCGUUAAUUCGCUGGAGGUACACAAUACAAACAUGCACUAUUAAUAAAAGAACAAUUGUAGUUUAUUGUUUCCCACUGACCGAGUAUUUCAAGUUCAUUCCUCCAAAAAGAACACAGUUUAGCAUAUUUAGUAGGCGUAGUUAUGGUAUGACACUAGUCGUUCGUUGCCACGAGCGGAAUCCAACGGUCAAAAAGCAACAUAUCCCAUUUCCCCGCACCAACAAUGAGUAAAGGAACAAACUUUCGGCGUGCUGCUAUCAGUAGCGUUUACGCCAUUUCGCUUACCCCGGAGAAGAAAAGGUUGCUGAUGCAGUCGAUGUACGCCGAGGCUCACCAGAGUGCGGGACCGUUGUGUGAGGAGCAGGUAAGGGAGCUUUGCAUCCGGCUCAAUCAGUGCUACGAGGUGCGUUACGAAUCAAUUGCCUGUGCAAUGGAAAUCAUACUAAAGCUGCUAGGAGACCGUGUAGCUACAGGAGAGGUGCUAGGAUCGUACCGUAAGCUUUUGUCCUACGUUUCAAGCGUGCUGGACAGGGAGAACUGUGCCAAACUGGCAAACUACAUGAGCAGAAUUUCUUCCAUGGUGCUAGAAAUCGGCGCCAAUGGCGGCAGUUCAUUCCCAGUCCAGGUGAUGAAGUGUAUCUUGGUGCUAAUGUACCGCUGCCCGAUCGUAAGCAUUCCGGACCGUAAAACCAUUCUGCAAGCGGUACGCUCCCUGCUGGAAUGGUGUAAAACCAACCCGACCCUCUACGGUCAGUGUGGCAUCAGUUCGCUCGUGCGUACUGCCAUCGGCUCCACGAAAGCGCUGCAGGAUGAUGUUACCAUAGCAACCGAGCUGACCGUUCUGGCCCACCAUCUGCUGGACGUUUUCCUCAGCCCACAGUCCACCGCCGUACAUCCUGUGGAGGUUCUGUUGCGGCUGGCGUACGAGCAAAUAUUCGUCCGCCUGGUGACGGAACGGUGCGAUGUGCGGUGCUUUGAGCUGCUCCUGUUUGUGCUGUACAAUUUACUCAAGCGCGAUAUCUACCUGCACCUGAAGCUCGGCAUUGUGCGCACGCUGGCCGACGCCGCCGGGGGUGGUACGCGCCGGCUCGUACGCUUGCUGUGCGCAGCCGAACACUUGCGCAAUGAGGUGUUGCUUCGGAAGACCAAAACCGUCCUUACGUUGGUGCUAGCGCACAGCCUGUUUCGCUACGAGCCGGUAAAACGGGCGCGUCAUUUUAAAGCAUUCCUGGCGCUGAUCGAAACAAUGAUUAACGCCAUCGAUUUGGACAUGCUGGCGAAGGCUAGAUUUCUCUGUCUGAGCAUUCCGCGCGCGCGACUCAGCAUCGAAAGCAUUUGCUUCGUGUUUGCGGUACGCCAUCUCGAUAUACUCGAGGGUGGGGCGGGCAGCGGCUGCAAUGUGGAGCUGGAUUACGUCUACAAUCUGAUCGCAUCGGUCAACAUCAUCUACUACAAGCGGUGGAAGUUUCCCAGCUUUCUGGUGAAGCACGUCAUCGAUGGUCUUUCGCGCUUUUCCAACACCCGCACGUUUGAAAGGAACGUUACCGAGCCGCACAAAAAACUGCACGCCAUCUUGGCCGGUGCGGCCGCGCACGUGUACGACGGCAAGCGAGCGCAAGCGAUUUUCGGCCGCCUGCCAGCGACGCUACACCGCAUACAGUGGCUGCAGCUGCAGCCGGAUGACUUUGGCGCUCAGCUCAUCUUUCACCAGCAGCUGGCCAUCCUGCAGGAACGUUCCGUGCUGACCAGCGACGAAACGCGAACCAGCCUACUGGUGGCCAUGUUCGACACGCAAACACUGGUGCGCGUACUUUCGAUGAAGAAAGUCACCCCAACGGCUCGAUUAAACGCUUCCGUGCUGCUUUCGAAACGAAAGCUUACCGGCCAGCACCUGCACGUGGCACUGAGACGCAUUGGUUCGUCGUGUACUGGGGCGCAAGGUGUGCCCGACUGUUGGACGCACUGGGUACGGGCAGUGUACGGUACCGUGCCCGUGCUCGAUAGUGCGACGCGACGUCAGCUUUGGUCCCGACUUGCCACGGUCGAGGCAGCGGUGUGUACUAGCGAGCAGCGAUUGCUUCUCGUCGAUAUGCGUGCCAGCCUGCUGGUUGCUAUGAUACCCGAAACGAACCGCGCACUGGCAGAAGAUGGCCAAGCAUCGCGUCUAGAAGGCGGCGUUGCUGCACCGUCCGCGCUCGGUCGGUAAUCAUGCGUGCCGGGAUCUUGGUGUACGCAAAUGAUAACAAACAGAGAUAAUAAUGAGCAGAGAGAACGAUCGCGCACAUAUGAGUAUAGUUUUUGCUUGUUUAUUUAUACUGCCUUGUUUUGUUUUUGCUGUAUUGUGUCUGUUUGUGGGGAGUUUUUUUACGUUUAAAUAAUGAAAUGAGAGACCGAUGUCGGGACGCUGCUCGUUACAUGCGUUCGUUAUUCUCCACAAACACACGCAAUUUAAUUAUCAUUAGCAGCAAGGAUUGCUGCGAAUGAUCGCGCAUAGAACGACAUCAAGGUGCAAAGAGAGAGCGAUCUCACACGAGAUCGCUUUACGCGUGCGUUUAAUCUUUUUCUCGCUUUCAAGGAAAAAGGUCAGGAUUAUAACCGCAUGGUUUUGUCUUCUCUUUCGUUCUGCAUUAUGUUUCUGUGUAAAUGGUGUUAAAUUUUGUCCGUUAAUUUACAAAACUUAAAUCUAAACGCCUGCCAAUUCAUUAUUCCUUCUAUUUUAUCUAGCAAUUCACGUC
This is a messenger RNA of Anopheles merus, 3047 nucleotides long. RefSeq lists its product as uncharacterized. The record is from RefSeq and is a predicted model, not a curated record. Lineage: Eukaryota; Metazoa; Arthropoda; Insecta; Diptera; Culicidae. The transcript is spliced from 3 exons. The coding region runs from base 536 to 2518 and encodes 660 amino acids.